Messenger RNA from Vicia villosa (hairy vetch), 2026 nucleotides. RefSeq names its product DNA-(apurinic or apyrimidinic site) endonuclease-like. The record is from RefSeq and is a predicted model, not a curated record. NCBI's taxonomy places the organism in Eukaryota, Viridiplantae, Streptophyta, Magnoliopsida, Fabales, Fabaceae. Gene Ontology annotation, biological process: base-excision repair. Gene Ontology annotation, cellular component: nucleus. Bases 147 to 1241 code for a protein of 364 amino acids. The transcript has 8 exons. Gene Ontology annotation, molecular function: phosphoric diester hydrolase activity; DNA-(apurinic or apyrimidinic site) endonuclease activity; double-stranded DNA 3'-5' DNA exonuclease activity.
CUAGUAAUAAUUAAAAAAAAGAAAAAAAGAAAAAAGAGUAGCGUUUUUGAGUGUGAGACCUGAGACAGAAGGCACGACUCACGAGUGUGAGCAAAGCAAAGAGGGAAGAAGUGGGUAAGGGCUCUUCGAAAGCUUUCCGAAGAGUGAUGAAACGGUUUUUCCAAGUAGUAGAGAAAAACCCAGAGAAAGCUUUGAAGAAAGCCAAAGAGAAUGAUGAAAAACAAGAUGAAAACGAAAACGAAAACGAAACCAACAAGGAAGAACCAUUGAAGUUCGUAACCUGGAACGCCAACAGCUUAUUCCUUCGCGUGAAGAACAACUGGUCCGAAUUCUCCAACUUCAUCACCACCUUCGAUCCCGACGUCAUCGCCGUUCAAGAAGUUCGAAUGCCCGCCGCUGCUUCCCGUUCCCAAUCCAAGUCCGCUCCCAAAAAUCAAGGUGAAAUUAAAGAUGAUACUAACUCCGCCAGGGAAGAAAAAAGGGUAUUGAUGCGUGCACUUUCGAACCCUCCGUUUGGGAACUAUCGUGUUUGGUGGUCUCUUGCAGAUUCAAAGUAUGCGGGGACAGCGUUAUUUGUAAAAAAAUGUUUCAAGCCUAAAAGUGUUGUUUUCAAUCUUGAUAAAAUAGCUUCAAAGCAUGAACCAGAUGGCCGAGUAAUCUUAGUUGAAUUUGAAACAUUCCGUUUAUUGAAUACAUAUGUACCAAAUAAUGGGUGGAAAGAGGAGCCAAACUCAUUUCAAAGGAGAAGAAAAUGGGACAACAGAAUCCUGGAAUUUGUUCACCAAAAUUCUGACAAGCCUUUGAUAUGGUGUGGGGAUCUAAAUGUCAGCCAUGAAGAGAUCGAUGUGAGUCAUCCAGAGUUUUUCAGUACAGCAAAACAAAAUGGUUAUGUUCCUCCAAAUAAAGAGGAUUGCGGGCAGCCUGGAUUUACCUUGGCUGAAAGAGCACGAUUUGGUACCAUCCUAAGAGAGGGAAAGUUGGUAGAUGCCUACAGAUUUCUGCACAAGAAUAAGGACAUGGAGCAGGGCUUCUCAUGGUCUGGAAACCCGAUUGGGAGGUACCGUGGAAAACGGAUGAGAAUAGACUAUUUUUUAGUUUCAGAAAAACUUGAAGAAAAGAUUGUUGCUUGUGAAAUGCGAGGACAAGGGAUAGAGUUAAAAGGUUUCUACGGAAGUGAUCAUUGUCCAGUUACCUUAGAGCUCUCUCCUAGUUCCAAUUCUCAAAAUGAGGAUCCAGUAUAAGUACUAUUAUUAGCUGUUUAUGUUAGAAAGUCGCCGUCAAUUGUCAUCAUUUUAUUUCUCUUUUGUCUAGAUGCUUCCUGUUUCGUAUAUGAGAACUAGGAAACUAUUUCUUGCUGUGUAUCUCUCAUUCUCUUGCAUGAGCUAGCUGCAUAUAUGCUUGCAGAAAUGGUGGUUGUUAUAGGGAUUUUCCCAUGAACUGGAAAUAUUUUUUGGGCAGUACAUACUACUGCCUUUAAAAUCAUCAAGAUGCCUGACAUUUAUGCUUAGUUUUCUCGCCUGCACUUUUAUUUUUUAUGCCUAGAUCUGAUGGCACUGCCUCCAACACUAGCAUUAAUUUCAUUGCAGUAAAUAACAUAAAGAAAAUAAAAUAAACACUCGGAGUCAUCGAUUCCAUCUUUAUGCCAACUGAAAUGAUGGGGGUUUUUGUUUGCUAAUUCAGAGGGUAGGAAAAGGGAAGGCUUUUAAAAGCAAAAUUUCAAAAAAAAUUAUAGAAAAAUAUUUAAUAUUUUUUGAAAAAAUUAUUUUACUUACUUCCUCCGUCCCACAAUGAGUGACCCAGCCAACCAUUUCACACAUAUUAAGAAAAGUGUAAAAAAGUAAGAGAGAGAAUAAUAUUUUUACUAUAGUACCACUAAUCAUGUAUUGGAAAUUGUGAAAGUUUAAUUAAUUAGAGGGUAGAAUAGGAAAAAAUUUAUUGAAAAUUGAAAUGAGUCAUUUAUUUUGGGACACUAAAUUAUUCUAAAUAGGUCCUUUAUUAUGGGACGGAGGGAGUAGAAUGAUAAAAG